Kockovaella imperatae is the source of this 864-nucleotide messenger RNA. RefSeq lists its product as hypothetical. The record is from RefSeq and is a predicted model, not a curated record. Gene Ontology annotation, cellular component: chromatin; nucleus. The transcript is spliced from 7 exons. Bases 24 to 800 code for a protein of 258 amino acids. NCBI's taxonomy places the organism in Eukaryota, Fungi, Basidiomycota, Tremellomycetes, Tremellales, Cuniculitremaceae. Gene Ontology annotation, biological process: nucleosome assembly. Gene Ontology annotation, molecular function: chromatin binding; histone binding.
CCUAGCUCUGUACUACGAAGAAGAUGGCUCUUCAAGACUUUGAUGAUCUCCCUGAGCUGCCUGAGGACGUUCUGACUAGCCUGGAGCAAAAGAACGCCGAGAAGAAGUAUCGAUAUCUUCGGUACAACUGCAAGGAAACUCUCGCCUUCCUGGAAGACAUCCGAGGACUUGUCAAAGGACAUCGUGGAUUCUGGCUUCAGGCCUUGCUCAAUCAGGAUGUGAUUCGUGCCUAUCUUUCCUCCACUCCGGACAAACAGGCCUUGUCAUACCUCACAGACAUUGAACUUAAGCAGGAUCCUUCGGAUCCGAGACCUUUUGAAUUGGUCUUUCACUUUGACGAGAAUCCCUUCUUCUCCAACUCAACCCUAUCGAAAAAAUACUCGCUGCCCAAAGGAGUUGAGCCUGCUCCGGCCGAUGGAAGUGUGACAGAACAGAUGGCUUCGUUCUCAGCGGAUGAAUUGGAGGUCUCUGUUCAAAAGAUUGACUGGAAAUCUGACGACAAGAAUCUCUGCAAAUUGCAACCCAGAGCUCAAGCCGAGGAUGAUCAAAUCGAAGGCGACUUUGGAUCAUUCUUCUGGUACUUCGAAUCACCGACCGACGACUUUGGUAUUGGUUUGACGAUUCAAGACGAGGUCUUGCCCGACGCUGUAGAGUACUACACAGGACAGGCUAAUGAAGACGAGGGAGAAUUCGAAGAUUACGAUGAGGAUGAGCUCGACGAAGAGGACGGGGAUGAUGACGAAGAGAUCGACCUGGAGGAUGAGGAGGACGAGCCUCAAAAGAAAAGACAGAGAAAAUGAGGGGAUCUUUAAGUCUCAGAUUCUCUUUAUUGUCAAACAAUGUGAAACAGACAUCUCAGAGAGU